ACUCCUGCGUGUUUGCUGAGGAGGAAGGUCCCCACUACACGAAGUACAUUGGCCUUGGGGUGGGGCUGAAGGGAUGGGUGCCUGUGAGAAUGUAACUGAGUGUGACAUAAGGAAGGCUGGUGCCUUCGGGAUAUGAUGGCAAAUCAUCUUGUAAAGCCUGAUACUAGAAAUUGCAAGAGGCCAAGAGAAUUGGAGUCUCCAGUGCCGGAUGGUCCACAGUUGCCUUCUCUUGGAAAAUCAGAUUCAUCUUUCUCUGAAAGUUCCAGACUGUUUUAUAAAGAUGAAGCCUUCGAGAAAGAUUUAAACGAUGUGAGCAAGGAAAUUAAUCUAAUGUUGUCCACCUAUGCAAAGCUCUUAAGUGAGAGAGCAGCAGUAGAUGCAUCUUACAUUGAUGAGAUAGAUGAACUCUUCAAAGAAGCCAAUACUAUUGAAAACUUUCUAAUACAGAAAAGAGAGUUCCUGCGACAGAGGUUUACAGUGAUUGCAAACACAUUACACAGAUAAAAUAUACACUUGAAAUAAGUUGAGAAUUCAAACUUCUUAUUGUUACAAUGAAAUAAUGACAUUUAUGCUUUGAAAGCUCUCUAGUUGUUAAAGAAAAUGUAUACUUUGAACAGAGAAGGGGAAACUCCUUGAAAUUCUUUUCUAGAUUUAAAAAGGAACUUUUAAAUUCCUUAAUGUUAAUAUUAAUCUUCAUGUUAAUGUCCUAAGCUGGACAUUAACAUGAACUAUGUCAUUUUUCUUUUGAGGGUCAAACAUUUAGUGCAUUUUAUAGAAGUGUAAUUAUUUAAUCUUAUGUGGAUUCUUUUAUUUUUUCCUUAAACUUCCAAAAAAGGAUUCAAUUAAUUUAUAAUGUUUAAUAUUAUACUUUUUCUUUUAGAAUAUUUUAUUUAAUAAUCAGCUCAUUUUGAGUCAAUUUUGAUUUUUUUUAUGGUCAGGAUUAUAAAAGAAGAUUAAAACCUUAGAGGUGAUUUUUUCCAGUUUCUUAGAAUAUAAUGACAUAACUGUGUGCUAUUUCUAUUUGAUUAUUUUCACUAUUUGUUAUUAUGUAUGGCUAAUAAAAAGUCUUGGCUUAAAAUGAUUUUUUUGUAGUAAAAAUAGUAAAAUAAAAACCAGAAUUACUCACCA
This is a messenger RNA of Saimiri boliviensis boliviensis (Bolivian squirrel monkey), 1128 nucleotides long. The record is from RefSeq and is a predicted model, not a curated record. NCBI's taxonomy places the organism in Eukaryota, Metazoa, Chordata, Mammalia, Primates, Cebidae.